AUGCAAACCAAGUUUCAACUGGAAAGGAUGCCCCUCCGUGCAGGCAGCCAACUCAGCAAUGAAGACAACGAUGGAUACAGUGAGGCUGGUGAACAAUUCAAACCACUCCACGUCACAAUUACACUUUUGGUGCCAAAGAAGGACCGGAACAGGAAGGUCGCAAGGAAGCCUGACAUCAUCCAGAAACAAUUCCAGCUGCCAGGCAUUCUUGGACACAACAAUCCAAUCAAUCCAUCCAUGUUUUGGAAGACCGGACUCGAAGCGUUGGGUCCUACCUAUGCCGCAAUGUACACCCCCGGCAAUGACAGCAGUCAAUGGCCAGUUUUCAAGUGGAGGAAAGACGGUGCAGUAGUGAACAAAGGCCUCCUCAUCAAGAUGGACAGUGAAUUCUCCUCCAUGAUUCAGAGUGUGAUGCAGCAGUCAAUGGCACCCAGUGCCCUAAGUGUCCAUCCAAGCAGUCAUUUGGUGGGUGGUUAUGGCUGUGUGAACAAAGCACCCAAUGCUGCAGAUCUUACUCCCCUAGAGGCUGAAUGUGCUGCGAAGGUUGUGAAACUUCAAGAGCGGUGGCCAUGCAUUGACACGGAGCAUGGCAGGCAAUACUGCUACGUCCGCAAACCUGGUGAGGCAUGUGUUUCUUUGUCACCACAUGCCCUCAAGCACUGGGCAUCCAGCUGGUAUUUUGAUCACACCACCCACCACCGAUCCAAAUCACAAUCCCAAGGCCCAGCAAAUCCACCUGGCAAUAACCAGCUUGAGGCUCUCAUGACGCUUGCACUUGCAACAUUCAUGUCCACGUUGAAUCCGAAGGCCUCAGUAGCAUCACCUGACAAGUCUCCGAUGUCGCCAAAAAAGAAGGCUGCAUCACAACCCCCUUUCAGCCCCCAGAAAACAAAGCCAUUCCUCACAUCCUUGUCUAUUGAGAAAUUCGUGAAUUGGUGUGACAUGGCACGUGGUGAGGACUGGAGCGCUUGCAUGUCUGGCAUGCAAGCUGAGGAUAUUUAUCCGGACGACCAUAUUGAGAAGAUCUCCAAUGAUGAGCUCCGGAAAGCUCUUGGGCUUGGGCUUGGAUCUGUCCACCGAUUUCGUGCAGCAGCAUCUGAGUUCUGGAAAUUAGAGGUCAAGGCAACAUCCCAGUCAGCUGAUCCUGUCAUGCAUGAUGCCCCAGGUUCUUCCUUGGCUGGACAUAAAUGCAAGGCACCAGAAGACUGGGUGGUGGUCCCUUACAGGCGAAAGUACCCUGAUGGUGGUGGUGAGAGGCGAAUGCAUUUCUGCCACUACAAAGAUGAGUGUACUCCAACUUAUGAUGAUGGUAUGCCAGUAUUCAAUCCUCCCCCUUGCGACAAUAUCGACGACAUAUGGGACCAGUAUGUAGGAGAGCAAGUAAAGCUACAGGAUGAAGGAGUUUGUGAUUAUGUGAUGGUGGCAGAGGGAUUUUGGAUGCCAAUUCCACCAACUCGAGGUAACUUCUUCAAUCCACUCACCAACAAUGCCCCUUUUUAUACGGACAAUGAGUGGUAUUCACUCUAG
Messenger RNA from Cantharellus anzutake, 1527 nucleotides. RefSeq lists its product as uncharacterized. Lineage: Eukaryota; Fungi; Basidiomycota; Agaricomycetes; Cantharellales; Hydnaceae. The transcript has 6 exons. The record is from RefSeq and is a predicted model, not a curated record. The coding region runs from base 1 to 1527 and encodes 508 amino acids.